AUGAAAGAAUGUGGCGUGUGCCCUGCAUCUACCUGCGUAGAUCGUUCAGUGCUUGGUUUACCACCUUCAUCAUCUAAUACCUCAAGUGCUUCAUCCUCCACACCAACCAAUGAUGCUUCAUCCGCUGAAGAAGAAAAUGAGCAGCCAACCGAUUCUAAAGGAAAUAAUAAUAAGGGUGCCUUGAUUGGUGGUAUUGUGGGUGGUUUACUUGGAGGUCUCGUGAUAUUUACAGCCGUCGGAUGUUUGCUGAUUCGACGUUACAAGCACAAGUCAAAGAAUCUAUUACCAUUUGCAUCAUCCAAUUUGGGUGUUGGUUACAGUAGCACAAGUGAAAAGACAUCCAAUGUUGGCAAUACACGCCAAGUGACUUCGGGUGUCAUUCCAGUGACCUAUAUCCCACCUGGCAGCAGCAAUAAUAACAAUACCACGACGACGACGGCUCGAGAUAGCAAUCGUGCUUCACAAUUCUUAAAUGUCACUGAUUAUGACAGUGAUGGUGAAUCAGCUGAUACCCGUAGUUCAAUGGCAUCGACUGCAGAUAACCCAACCACCCCAUCCAAAACAGGCUAUGCCAUUGCUGUUUCCCGUGCACGACCCCAAAUCAUGCGUGUCAAUCAAAUCCAAAUCCCUUCCGCAGAUGGUCUUAGCCGUAGUAGUUCAGUGCGUACGGUGCUUACACGUGAAGCUAAUCUUUCUCGUUCCAAUACGGCUCCUGCUCGUCGUGUACACAAACCACCUACACCUCAACCUCGCCCCAUCACCAUGCUAAAUCCAGCAGAGCAACAACAACAAUCACUUGCACCACCCGCCCCUGACAAUAAUAAUGAUCAUGAAGAUCCUUUCCAUGAUCGCCAUUCAAUUAGUGUCGAAGAUUUAUCUCGUCCAUCCUCCUCCUCUUUGCAACACCAAUCCACUUUGGAUACUAGGACAUUGGGUGAUGGCGAAAUUACCAUUUAUUGGAAUCCUGAUGAACACCAACAAAAGCGAUAG
Messenger RNA from Lichtheimia ornata, 990 nucleotides. RefSeq lists its product as uncharacterized. The transcript is spliced from 2 exons. Bases 1 to 990 code for a protein of 329 amino acids. Lineage: Eukaryota; Fungi; Mucoromycota; Mucoromycetes; Mucorales; Lichtheimiaceae. The record is from RefSeq and is a predicted model, not a curated record.